ACUUGUCUGUGGCCGAUCUAUUUUUCUCUCGGGGACAGAAUUUCCUUUAACUUCCCACACCGCCUGACAGUGACAUCUCCACCAUACUUUCCACGUGUAAAAUCUCUCUCUCUCUCUCUCUCUCUCUCUCUCUCCCCAUUUUUCACUGCAGUCAAUCUGCGGGUUUUGUUUGUUUUUUAAGACUUCAGUGAUGAGAACCCACGAGCAACACCCGAACAAGCUUGUGAUAAGUUAAUGUAUUGGUGCUCUGGUUUUCCUGUUCGUCAAGUAAACGGGGAGGCGUAGGGAAAGAAGAGAGUGGGUACCUGGAGAGAGAGAGAGAGAGAGAGAGAGAGAGAGAGAGAGAUUGCUUUGGCUGGUCUUCUUUUGGUGUUUUUGAAACCAUGGAACGGUAUGAGAUUCUGAAGGAUAUUGGGUCUGGGAAUUUUGGGGUGGCCAAGCUGAUUAAAGAUAAGUUGACCAGAGAACUUUUUGCUGUUAAGUUUAUUGAGAGAGGCCAGAAGAUUGAUGAACACGUGCAAAGGGAAAUCAUGAACCACAGAUCAUUGAAGCAUCCUAAUAUUGUUAGAUUCAAAGAGGUCAUGCUAACACCAACACAUUUAGGAAUAGUAAUGGAGUAUGCCGCUGGAGGUGAACUCUUUGAGAGGAUAUGCAAUGCUGGUAGAUUUAGUGAGGAUGAGGCAAGGUUUUUCUUUCAGCAACUGAUGUCAGGGGUCAGUUACUGUCAUUCAAUGCAAAUCUGUCAUAGAGAUCUUAAACUUGAAAAUACACUCUUAGAUGGCAGCACAGCACCGCGUGUUAAAAUAUGUGAUUUUGGGUAUUCAAAGUCAUCUGUUUUGCAUUCACAACCAAAGUCUACUGUAGGGACACCAGCGUACAUUGCACCUGAGGUCCUGUCUAAGAAAGAAUAUGAUGGAAAGAUUGCAGAUGUUUGGUCAUGUGGUGUCACCUUAUAUGUGAUGCUAGUUGGGGCUUAUCCCUUUGAAGAUCCUGAUGAUCCAAGAAACUUCAGAAAAACAAUUGGGCGGAUACUUAGUGUCCACUAUGCAAUUCCUGAUUAUGUCCGAGUUUCCAUGGAAUGUGGACAUCUUCUAUCUCGGAUAUUUGUGGCUAACCCUGAAAAGAGAAUAACGAUCCCAGAAAUUAAAAAUCACCCAUGGUUCUUAAAGAACUUGCCUGUAGAACUGAUGGAAGGAGGAAGCUGGCAGAGCAAUGAUGUAAAUAACCCAUCCCAGAACGUUGAGGAGGUAUUAUCUAUUAUACAAGAGGCAAGGAAAGCUCUUGAGGUCCCCAAGGUUGGUGGGUAUUUAUUUGGAGGCAGCAUGGAUCUUGAUGACUUGGAUGCUGAUGCAGAUCUUGAAGAUAUAGAAACGAGUGGUGAUUUUGUGUGCCCACUAUGAGUGGAAGUGUAAAUAUAAUCUUGUGCUUUGCAGACGUAUUGUUUCCACUUCUCCCUGUUGUAUCCCUCUGUUUUGCCAUUUGGGGCAGAUAAAUUCCCUUCAUGUAUCUCUUGUAUGACUUACUUUUCAUAGUUUUCUCAUAAAAUAUCUUCUGUUACGUUUUUUUU
Alnus glutinosa is the source of this 1567-nucleotide messenger RNA. Its product is annotated as serine/threonine-protein kinase SAPK2. Gene Ontology annotation, biological process: intracellular signal transduction; protein phosphorylation. The transcript has 9 exons. Bases 384 to 1400 code for a protein of 338 amino acids. NCBI's taxonomy places the organism in Eukaryota, Viridiplantae, Streptophyta, Magnoliopsida, Fagales, Betulaceae. The record is from RefSeq and is a predicted model, not a curated record. Gene Ontology annotation, molecular function: ATP binding; protein serine/threonine kinase activity.